GAGCAUUUAACUUGAGUGGAGCGGAUGUCAGCCGAAAGUUAGCUCAGCGGCUAAAAGGAGGGAAGUCGGAGUCUGCUUUGGAUAACGAUAUCGACAAACGUAAGAAAUCUACAUAUUGCACAUUGUGUGAAUGUUUCACUGCAAGGAAGUCAACAUGAAAUGUCCUCAGUACAAGGCUACCAUGGCCAACAACAUAGAGAAAAGCUCUGCUGCUGUGGCUGCUGCAGAGUCCAAAGUGCUUCACCUCAAAGCUUCACCAGUGAAAGAGCCCACCCCCAUCAAACCUCAGUUUCCACCUGCGGGGGUAACUACAGCACUGUUAUCUCUCAACAACAACAGCAGAGCAGUCCACAACAAGGAAAACAGCACCAGCACCAGGGAGCAUGACAUGACUCUGGACGAAGGAUUUGAGGACAGCGGCUAUCUGUCUCUGCAUAACAGUCAGAUUGACGAUCAGCAUGGGGAUGACGAAGAUGAUCUCAUCCAGGGAAAACCCACAGUGACCCUGCGGCCGCCUGCCGCUGCUACACAUCAAGAAAGGACAAUUUCACCGAAGAACUCUCCCUCUAAAAGUCAUGGGUGGACAAACUCCAGCUAUCCAGUGUCUCUGGUGGCAGCUUCCACUCCUGGGAGCCAUCCUAGGAGUAAAAAAGUGGCAUGCUCACUGUCAUCCACCCCAUGCAACCAUCACAAUGACGCCAAUUUGCCUAUACUGAAGUUCCAGCGUGCUGUAUGUGAAGAGCUUGCCAAGAGCUAUCGGAAGAAUAAGAGGUAUGACUGGAGCAUCGUCACAAAGGUAGCAGAGGAUCAUCUGUUGGAUCGGGUGAUCGGAGGCCAGAUGGGCCUGGAGUACGUCGACAUGUUUUCAUCUCUGCUCUCCAGGAACAUGAGAACUAUCCUGACCAACAUCCUGGGCCUACUGGGAGACAUGGACCUCAUUAGCUGUAAGAAAGUGAGCAGGACAUGGAGGAAGAUCAUCUGUGAGGAUACAGCAGCUCUGACCAGAUGUCGAAGGGCCGAGCAGGCACUCAGGGAGUCAAGUAGCUCCCUGAGACAGAGAGGCUGCGGUCUGACAAGAGAUGUAGCUGUGUCCAGGGUGGUGCUGUCCUGCAUGCAGACCCUGGCCUCUUCAAGCACCCCAUCAUCUUCAUCCAGCCCAAGCUGCAGGGUCAAUAGACGGACAGUCCCCUCCCAGAAGAGCGGCACACUCAACUCCCAGUGUAAACGCUUCAACGAAUACAUGCAGGCCGCCAGCAGUCUGAAGCAACACGAGUCUCUGCGCCCCUGCAGACGUUGCGGCUCACCGGCGACACAUUUGGCCUCGGUUCAGAGGGCCACGUGCACGCGUCCCAGCUGUCUCUUUGACUUCUGCACCAACUGCCAGGAGGCAUUCCACGGCUCGACCCCUUGCAGGGUUGUGCAACCCCGGGCCCACUUCCCCUCCUCCGAGUCGAACCAGAUCAUACCGGGCAGCGCUCGCAGCAAGAGGAGCAUCAGGCGCCUGUGACGAAGUUUUACUGAGGUUUUAGUCACUGACUGUUUUAUCUGGGCGGGUCAUCUUUCUCUGGUCUGGCAGCGGUCCAGUUGGCUCCCUCUGAAGCUCACACAGGCCUGGAAGGGCUUCUGUUUGUGGCACUAAAACUUUGAUAAAAGCCGAACUCUGGCUGGGACAAUCAACCAGAAAGUGUUAACUGGCUAAAACUUGUCGUCUGUGAGCGACAAACACAUCUGAUGCCAAAAAAGAAAGAAAUGCAGAAUAACAGGCUUUAAAUUGUACAGUUUUAUGUUUUAAAUGACAUGAAUUUAAUUGUAUUAUAUUUUAAAUAGUUUUCUAUACUUUUUUAAAUAAAUGUUAAUCCUCAGAGGUCUUUAAAUGUUCAUAUUGACUCUAUUUGUA
Molecule: messenger RNA, 1897 nt
Organism: Chelmon rostratus (copperband butterflyfish)
Lineage: Eukaryota; Metazoa; Chordata; Actinopteri; Chaetodontiformes; Chaetodontidae
Gene: fbxo5
Product: F-box protein 5
Exons: 6
Coding region: 131-1507 (458 amino acids)
Biological process (GO): negative regulation of meiotic nuclear division; regulation of mitotic nuclear division
Cellular component (GO): nucleus
Molecular function (GO): zinc ion binding; protein binding
Source: RefSeq, a predicted model, not a curated record